AUGUCCGGGUGGGGGACGGGAGCUUCGGGCGCCCUGCGGCGCUCGCCCGCCUUGCUGCUCAUGCUGCUCGCCGCGCUGCUGCUGCUUCUGCUGGCCGCGCGCGCGCCACCCGCCCCGACCGCGCCGCUGCGGCCGCGUCCUCUUCCGCUCGCUGUCGCACCGCCCGCCCCGCCCGUCAACGUCACGCACCGGGCGCCCGCCAACGGUACGGUGAAGCCGGCGACGAGACCCGCCGACAGAGUGACUCGGGCACCGGGAGCGCCACUCGUGAGCGACAUCUACGAGGCGGGACACGAGCGGCCCCACCCCGAGCUGUGCCCGGCGCUAGGCGCGCACGUCAAGGUGCUCAUCAUGGUGACGUCGGCGCCGGAGCACGCGCGCGCACGUGACGCCAUUCGGCUCACGUGGGGCCACUUCGCGGCUCGGCGCGACGUUGCGUUUGCGUUUGCGCUCGGUCGACCUCCGUCGGCGCUGCGGCCCGCUCUCGACGCCGAGGACGCACUCUACGGUGACCUCGUCGUCGGGCGCUCCGUCGACUCGUAUUCAAACCUCACGCUCAAGACGCUGUCGAUCCUCGAGUGGGCCGACACGUACUGCCCGCGCGCGCCGCGCCUCCUCAAGACCGACGACGACAUGUUCAUCAACGUGCCGCGGUUGCUGCGCUUCGCGGCGGCGCGCGUCAACGCGACGAACACCAUCUGGGGCAAGGUCGUAAAGAAGUCGCUGCCGAAGCGCACAAGCAAAUCGAAGUACUUCGUGCCGGUGGCGCAGUUCGCGGGCGCCGUGUUCCCCGAAUUCGCGACGGGCCCGGCCUACCUGCUGACGGCGGACGCCGUGCGCACACUGAGGGCGGCGGCGGCGCGGCGUCCGUACCUGCGCCUCGAGGACGUGUUCGUGACAGGCGUGGUCGCCUCGGCGGCGUCCGUGCGUCGCGUGCACGCGCCUGAGUUCCUGAACCGCAAAGCGCCCGCGCACCCGUGUGCGCUGCAACGUGCCCUCUCGCUGCACAUGGUGCAGUUCCACGAGCAGUUCGACCUCUGGCGGAAGCUGCUCGACGGCAAGACCAAGUGCGCCGGCUAG
Pieris macdunnoughi is the source of this 1080-nucleotide messenger RNA. The record is from the annotation of a GenBank genome assembly. Lineage: Eukaryota; Metazoa; Arthropoda; Insecta; Lepidoptera; Pieridae.